UUUCACGAAGGCUCCUAUGACGGGGUCUUUGCGUGCCACGCACAAACAGAGCUGAGGGCGCGCAAACGCUUUCUGCCGGAGCAUGUCCUUCGGUAGCUCAUGGCAACCUCACAGGUGCCAGCAGCUCCGGCCCUGCUCGAGUUGGGCGAUCCCGUGCCUUUGCGAGUUGACUCCGAUGUCUGGGAGGGCCAUGACCUGAGCUUCCAGAAGCCCGGCGGAGGAGUCCGUAGGGCUUUGGUGGUGCCAGGUUUCGCGCAGGCCCAGGCUGAGUCACUCCAUGAGGCGAUCGAGGAGUGCCUGCCACCUUCGACUGGUGCAGGGGACUUGGAGCUGAUGCAGUGCGGGGAGUAUAGCCAAGCGGCUGUGGAGGGCCUGCUGAAGCCGUGGCUGGAGCGACAGCUGUUGCCGCUGAUCCGGCGGCAGCUUCCCUCGGUGGCAGUGAGCUCCUGCAGCGUGAGGCGCCUUCCAUCGGCGGAAGCGGAGUGCUGCGCGGACCAUGGCCACCUGUGCACUGCGCUGCUCUGCCUCGGCGCCGGGGGCGUGCUGAUCCAGGCGGCCGCGGCCCGGCGCAGCAGGAGGCGCCUGGAGCUGCGGCCAGGGGAUCUCUUCCUGCACCACUUCGACCUGGCAGUGGCCUACAACGGCCGCUACCUGGUGGUGAAGCUCAAGGAUUCGCUCCUUUCCUGCCUCACCAAUACCGCCCCCUGGCACGACCAGCUCGCGCAGGAGGGCGAUGCAGACGCGCAGCUGGCCCUAGCGUUGCAGCUGGAGCAGCGCGACGCCAAGCCGCAGGAGGUCAUCCGUUGGCUGCGCAAGUCCGCGGAGCAGGGGCACGCCGAAGCACAGGCCUGCCUUGGCCUGCGCCUGGGUGAGGAGGGGCUGAGGUGGCUCCACGACGCUGCGCUGCAGGGCCACCGGGCCGCCCAGCGGCAGCUGGCGGUGUGCCUGCUGAAAAGCGGCGCCAGCGGCGAGGCGCAGAAGUGGCUGCGCCGGGCCGGGGAGGAGGAUGAUCUGGAGGCGAUCGAGCUGCUGGUGGUGUGCUUGGUGCGUGCCGGGAGCAUGCAAGAGGCGCUCUGCUGGUGCCUGCGUGGUGCGGAGCUUGGGUCUGCGGACCUGCAGCACCGGGCAGGGCUGCACCUGUUGGCAGGAGAGGGCUGCGUGAAAGACCAGGCGGCUGCGCUGAGUUGGCUGCGCCGCGCUGCGGAGCAGGGCCACGCGGCUGCCCAGAACAACUUGGGGGUCAUCCUGGCCGCAGGGCUUGCGGGCCCUGUGGACCUCCCUGCGGCGCAGCACCACUUCGCUGCCAGCACCUCGGACUUGGCGCGGCGCAACGCCGCGGUGGCGGCUUCCUCCGCCAGCGGGUCGGAAGCGCAGCGGCUGGAGCUCAGCGCGGCACAACGCCAGACGCUGCAGCUGCUGAGGGCAGAGGUCUGCGAGCUCGAAGCAGAUGUGCAGCAGGAGGAGGAUGUGAAGAAGGAGGUGCAGAAGCUUGCGGCGCUGCUGCAGCAGCUAGACAGCGCCGCUUCCACCGCGGCGAGCGGGACAGGAACGAACGGCAAACACGAGAGCGGGGCAAGCGUAUCGAGACCGAGCGGCCAUGGUCGGGGCGACUCCGGCCCAAAGUCGGCCACACCAAAGCGUGUCAGCGAAGCCGGUGCCACAAGCGCCCUGCACCGCGGGGAGCCCUUUCUCCUGCUGGAUGGGAUGCCCUGGCUCAGCGGCCAGCAAGUGCUGGAGUUCAUGCCCCGCUUGAUGGGCGCCUGCGGCAAAGACGUGGUCUCCUACGAGAUCCAGGGCCAAAGCGUCCAAAGUGUCCAAAGCACGGCGCCUUUGGCCCACUACAUCCAGCAGAUCCAGCGCAGCGAGCCGGGAUCUGCCUACUUCAUGAUGACGGAUCGGCUUCUGCAGCGGCCCGAGCUGGAGGAUCUGGUGGCGAUGCCGCGAGGGCUAUCAGGAGAUCCGGAGCGCGGCGCGCGGCUUUCCGGGCGGCGCUGGCUGAGCAUCGGCGGGGAGGGUGCCAAGACGCUGCUGAAGCGGGACCCCGGCGCUAGCUGGCACAUGCUGGUGCUCGGCCGCGCCCGCUGGGCCUUGCUGCCGCCCGCGGGGAUUGCGACUGAGGGCUUCCAGGGCUCCAGCGAGGACGACGCCUUUGCUGGAUGGCAGGAGGUUUGGCUGGCCACGCAGGAGAUGGGGGAGGUGAUGGUGGUGCCUCCAGGCUGGUGGUACCAGGUGCUCCUGGAGGAUCGAGUUCUGUCCAUCACCGCCCAGUUCCUGGCGCCCGAGCAGCUGCCCAGAUACAUCCGCAGCCGGAGGCCGGAAGCCCAAGCGGAGUCGGGCAAGGCUCUGGAGCUGACAUCAGCCAUGCGCAGCGAAAAGUGCGGGGCGGUUGGGCUGCCGGUGGGAGGCGUGAGCCAUGGCGCCCAAGGCCGGGAUGUGCUGACGUGCCGACGUGCCGACCUGACAGCGUUGCUGGCCGGCCUGGCCAGCCUGGUGCUGGCGAGGGGCACCUUCCUGGCGCGGGAGGAGCCCUUGAUCCUGCCGCUGCCCAAAGAGCGGGAGCGACACCAGCAGGUGUUGGACAAAGAUAGGCAAAUUGAAGCCUUUGAAGACAAGAGCUACCAAGCGACGGUGGCGGAGCUGCGGAGCGCCCGGGCGGCGGUGGAGAGCCAGGCUGCGGCCGCCUCCGCGGAGGCGGAGGGAAACGCGCAGCAGGUGGAGGAGCUGGAGAUGCAGCAGAAGGUGCUGCUGGCAAAGGCCAAAGACUUCAACGCAGAGGUGGAGCAGAACGUCAAGUAUGCUGAAGCCAGCAACAAGGACUUGGAGAAAGUGCUCGCGGACGCGGAGGCCUUUGCCAAAACUUCUGACGCCCGUGCACAGGACUGGGCCAAGAAGUCCGUGCAGGACAUGUUCCUUGGGAAGUACCGUCAGCUGGAAAGCUGGAGGAAUGAGGUACUCACGGACCACUGGGCUGAGGGUCGCUGGGAGGCGCAAUUGGCUGCGGCGCCCUAUGAGAAGGCCAUGGGCGAAGCCAUGGAGAAGGCCAACAGCUACAAGUCGACCGCGAAGACGCUGAGAGACGUGGCCAACGGCCUGCAGAGUGAGGCAGAUAAGGCAACGCUCACUGCCAGUGCGAAGAGGAUGGCCGGGGACUUCGAGGGGGCGCAGCGGUUGGGAGAUGCGGCCAAGGCCAUGCGCAAGCACGGGCGCCAGCUGAAGGGCUACGCCACGGACCUCAGCGAGGAGUCCGCGCACCUGGCCGAGGCCGCACCCACGUACCUCAGCAACGGAAAGCGCGCCGCCCAGCGCGCGGAGUGGAAGGCGAACCCGGAGAGUCUGCCGCCCAGCGCGGCGAAUUCCAACCUGGCCUAUUUGCCCUCUUGA
This is a messenger RNA of Effrenium voratum, 3381 nucleotides long. The record is from the annotation of a GenBank genome assembly. Lineage: Eukaryota; Dinophyceae; Suessiales; Symbiodiniaceae.